GCUUUUGUUUUGAAAAUGUCUUGGCGGAAGUGGUGUAACAGACCGGAAGUCCGCGUCAUUCCUCCCAGCUGAGCAGAACCGGCUCAAACACACGGAACUUAUUUUCACUGUGAAAAGGAGAAAGACAAUUAAACCUUCAUUUUUUUUUAAUAUUCAACUUUACUCUUGGACACAACAUGGCGGACGAAGCCACGCGCAGGGCCGUGUCUCAGAUCCCGCUGCUGAAGACGCCGGCGGGGCCGCGGGACCGGGCUCUGUGGCCGCAGCGGCUGAAGGAGGAGUACCAGGCCCUGAUCCGGUUCGUGGAGCAGAACAAGGCCGCGGACAACGACUGGUUCCGCCUCGAGUCCAACCCGGACGGGACGCGGUGGACCGGCACGUGCUGGUUCAUCCACGAGCUGCUACGCUACGAGUUCCGGUUGGAGUUCGACAUCCCGGUGACGUACCCCGACACCGCGCCCGAGGUGGCGGUACCGGAGCUGGACGGGAAGACGGCUAAGAUGUACCGGGGCGGGAGGAUCUGCCUCACCGACCACUUCGCGCCGCUCUGGGCCCGGAACGCGCCGCGCUUCGGGCUCGCGCACCUCAUGGCGCUGGGACUCGGACCGUGGCUCGCGGUGGAAAUACCGGAUCUGAUCGGUAAAGGGCUCGUGCUCCACAAGGAGCGGCAGCGCGAGGAGGCGGCGGAGUGACGUCAUAGGACAACACGUUAAAGACCUUUGACUGGAAACGGAACCAAAACACGAACAAGUGACGUGAUGCUAAUGUUGUGAUGAAUGUUAUAAUGAUCGUCACCGCGAGGAGCUGAGCAGUGUUGUCAAUAAAGUUUGUUUGAAUGGACUGACACACUGACGUCGUUCUGAAAGUGUCCACACAAGUUUUUUUUUUUUUUUAAAGGGACCUGAGUUCAUUUCACAUUAAAAUCAUGUGGCAACGUGUUCAUGGUGUAAAUGAU
Molecule: messenger RNA, 955 nt
Organism: Paralichthys olivaceus (Japanese flounder)
Lineage: Eukaryota; Metazoa; Chordata; Actinopteri; Pleuronectiformes; Paralichthyidae
Gene: ufc1
Product: ubiquitin-fold modifier conjugating enzyme 1
Biological process (GO): protein K69-linked ufmylation
Cellular component (GO): cytoplasm
Molecular function (GO): UFM1 conjugating enzyme activity
Source: RefSeq, a predicted model, not a curated record